Molecule: messenger RNA, 924 nt
Organism: Saccostrea echinata
Lineage: Eukaryota; Metazoa; Mollusca; Bivalvia; Ostreida; Ostreidae
Product: abnormal spindle-like microcephaly-associated protein homolog
Exons: 9
Coding region: 1-924 (307 amino acids)
Biological process (GO): spindle organization; establishment of meiotic spindle localization; mitotic cell cycle
Cellular component (GO): spindle pole
Molecular function (GO): protein binding
Source: RefSeq, a predicted model, not a curated record
AUGACUCAGUUAGUGGAAGAGAAAUACGUUGAAAUAUUUGAUGGUGUUUUAGCAGAGUUGAUGAAAGUUGUAGAUAUACUUAAACAAGAAGACUUUAUUAAUGACGAGAGUCAACUUCUGUCUUCAAUAAAGUCAAUUUUUGAGCAAGUGGUUUGGGAGGAAGAGAAGAAACUAGAAAAAGACCUCAGAAAACAAAUUUGCCAAAAAGCAGUUCACAUAGUAUCACAUGGUAUAGAGGAAUGGGUGUGUGAUCCCAGGCAGGUGCAGGUUAAAGCAGUGAUUUUCCUGCAAAGAGUAAAGCUGAGAGUUAAAGAAGAGCUUGAGAAAAACCCUGAGCUCAGAUAUUUUGUCAUUAAUGAAAUGAUGAAGGAGGAAGAAGGCAUUGACAAGAAAAAAGAAAAGGAAGAAGGCAUUGACGAGAAAAAAGAAGCAAAAAAAGAUGGAAGAUUGGUUCAUCAUCAGUAUUUGGCCCUUCGUCAAGCAGCUGUGACAAUGCAAUCAUACUACAGAGGAAACCAGACUAGGAAAAUGAUGUUGCUGAAACAAGAAAGUGCCAGAAGAAUUCAGUCAUGGUACAAAGGACGAAAACAACACAUACUGUAUAUAGAACUAAGAAAAUCAGUCCUUAUCUGUCAGAAAACUUACAGAGCUUGUAGGUUAGCACAGUCAGACCGAAAGAAGUUCUUGGUCCUUAAAGGUGCUGCUCUUACUAUUCAAGCAUAUUAUAAAGGUUACAAGACAAGAUGCAUAUACCAAAGAAUGAAGCAGGCCAUAGUUUUGCUCCAGUCUGGUUCUAGGGGUUUUCUAGAAAGAAGGAGGCUAAAGAAACUUCAUAAAGCUGCGACUAUAAUACAGCGAAUGAUAAGGAACCACAGGCACAUUAAGCUUGUCAAGGUUAGUCUUGGACCAACUUUGAAAAUUUGA